AUGACCUCGCUGCCGCCUUCAAGGGAUGGCCUUUAUCCGGAAGCUCCGCGCCCGCAUACAUCAAAGGGCUUGCCCGUUGCACGGACAAAAGCGGAGGUCACCUCCGUUGGUGCUAGAUCUCCGGACCCCAUCACAUACUCAUCACAUACUUUGACAUUUGCUCAACGGCAACUUCAAGUCCGACAUGCAGUGUCCCAAAGCCGGCUCCGGUCACAGUCAAGGCGAAACAGGAUAGACAGCAUCUUGCCCGCAGCCCGCCAUCAACCCGCGACAUCAGGCAAAGGUCAUGACUGCUCGUGCGGCGUCAGCAACGAUACGUCAUACCUCUGCGGCACUACGGCGCCCCCAAAGUUGGUCAAUACGCUCGCGCGCCGCUCGCUCGGUGGUCUUGCCGACCACGCUGUUGGUAGCCUGUCGCGCGGCCGCUCCAGAUCAUCAAUGGACCCCAGCCUACUCUCUGAACGCAUGCUUUACGCCUCUCGAUCCCAGGUCAGAUUGGCCCACACGAUCAAAUCACUCGUGACGCCUGCUCUUUUCCGCGAAAUCCAAGAGUUUUGGUUCCUCAAUUCCACCGCCGAGGCAUGCGUCAUACCGCCGCAGGAGAAUGUUAAACGGUGGUUCAUGGGCGGCGAAGCCCUCCAAAAGGAAAGCGUCGAAAAGUUCUUAUCAACCCUGGAAGCUCUCCGGAAGACAGGCGUCACAUCCGGCACCGAGAUUCUUGACGCCGUUGAGCCAACGGAGCCAUGCGACUGGAUGAGCCUCCUCAUUCUGCUGGACCAAAUCCCCCGGAACUGUUACCGUGGGGCCUCAUCCUCGGUAGUCUUUAACGAAUUCGAUCCCAUCGCGCGAGAUGUUGCGCGCGCAGCUAUUGAGCAGGGGCUCCCGGACCGGAAUCCAGAAAUACGGUGGCAAUUUGCGUUCCGUAGCUGGUUCUACAUGCCGCUCAUGCACUCGGAGGAUUUGAUGGACCAUGAGCAAGCGCUGGACGGGUUUCGACGCGCGGUGACGGAUGUUGAAUCGUUGGCAGAUGAGCACGAGGCGUCAACGGGGAAUGAGUAUCAUGCGCGAGCGCUGAGGGUGGUCAAGGGGGAUAUUGAAGCGGCAAUUAAGAUGGCCAAGACGAAUCUGGAUUUUGAACAGAUGCAUUAUGAUAUCAUCAGGAAGUUUGGACGGUACCCGCACCGGAACAAGGCGUUGGGCAGGGAGGCGACAGCUGAGGAGAAGGAUUAUUUGGAAAAGGGGGGCCAUGCCUUUGGUUGA
Messenger RNA from Metarhizium acridum CQMa 102, 1260 nucleotides. Lineage: Eukaryota; Fungi; Ascomycota; Sordariomycetes; Hypocreales; Clavicipitaceae. The record is from RefSeq and is a predicted model, not a curated record.